AACCCCACCUCAUGCCAGCACACAGGCACCGGCACACAGAUGGGUGUGUGUUGAGCCAUAAUGCAAAGGCUCGCACACAGGUACAGACUGUCCUAGUUACACCCGCAUGCACAUGUGCACAGGUCCACACCCUGAGGAGGAGUGAUGGGCAGACCCACUCCUCCACCUGCAUCUUCCUCCUUGGUCGCCUCUACAUAGUCUGUGCCCUGAGUGACAGAAGAGCCUCCAGCACCCAGAGCCCCUGCUACAGUUUCUGCAGACAUCCUGGGGCAGUGCCAGCAGAAAGGGAUGUUGUUGCCUGAGCUGUGUGGCGUGGCGGCUGUAUGUGUGAUGCAUGUGUGGGUGUAUGUGUGUGUGCAUGCGUGAGCAUCAUUGUGUUGAUGUAUGGGUGUGUAACGUGUGCUUAUUGGUUCCAUCUCCCUGCCACCAUGCCCUGCCCCUUCUGGUGCUCAGAGCUACUCUGGGCUAGUCAUGGAGAUGCUGCUUAUGGCCCUCAGAAGGGGAAUACUGACAUCCCCACCCCAUAACCACCAUCCCCCAACCAGCCCAAACUGGGAGCCCAUCCCGGAUGCUAGCUGUGGAGCCCAUCCAUGAGGACACUGGGUUGAACCCCUAGACUUCAUCCAGGCUGCCUCAAGGUAGCCAAAGCUAGGGUGGGGGUGGGGUGGAGGCUGUCCUGAGGUGAGCUGUGCUGAGAGGCUGUGCAGGGGCCAUGGCAUGGGAACAUGGGACGACACCAGCCUCACUGCCAGCCUCUGCUUUCUUCCAGAUCUACAAGGACAACCGGAACCUGUUUGAGGUGCAGGAGAAUGAACCUCAGAAGUUGGUGGAGAAGGUGGCGGGAGACAUUGAGAGCCUGCUGGACAGGAAGGUGCAGGCCCUGAAGAGAUUGGCUGACGCUGCGGAGAACUUCCAGAAAGCCCACCGCUGGCAGGACAACAUCAAGGAGGAAGACAUCAUGUACUAUGACGCCAAGGCUGACACUGAGCUGGACGACCCUGAGAGUGAGGAUAUGGAGAGGGGAUCAAAGGCCAGCACCUUGAGGCUGGACUUUGUCGAGGAUCCAAACUUCAAGAACAAGGUCAACUAUUCGUACACAGCGGUGCAGAUCCCUACGGACAUCUACAAAGGCUCCACUGUCAUCCUCAACGAGCUCAACUGGACGGAGGCCCUGGAAAAUGUCUUCAUCGAGAACCGCAGGCAGGACCCCACACUGCUAUGGCAGGUCUUCGGCAGUGCCACAGGAGUCACCCGCUACUAUCCAGCCACCCCAUGGCGAGCCCCCAAGAAGAUUGACCUGUACGACGUCCGAAGGAGACCCUGGUACAUCCAGGGGGCCUCGUCACCCAAGGACAUGGUCAUCAUCGUGGAUGUGAGCGGCAGCGUGAGCGGCCUGACUCUGAAGCUGAUGAAGACAUCUGUCUGUGAGAUGCUGGAUACACUGUCCGAUGAUGACUAUGUGAACGUGGCCUCGUUCAACGAGAAGGCACAGCCUGUGUCAUGCUUCACGCACCUGGUGCAGGCCAAUGUGCGUAACAAGAAGGUGUUCAAGGAAGCUGUGCAGGGCAUGGUGGCCAAGGGCACCACAGGCUACAAGGCCGGCUUUGAGUAUGCUUUCGACCAGCUGCAGAAUUCCAACAUUACUCGUGCCAACUGCAACAAGAUGAUCAUGAUGUUCACGGAUGGUGGUGAGGACCGAGUGCAGGACGUCUUUGAGAAGUACAACUGGCCCAACCGGACGGUACGCGUGUUCACAUUUUCCGUGGGGCAGCACAACUAUGAUGUCACGCCCCUACAGUGGAUGGCCUGUGCCAACAAAGGUUACUAUUUUGAGAUCCCUUCCAUCGGUGCCAUCCGCAUCAACACGCAGGAAUAUCUGGACGUGUUGGGCAGGCCCAUGGUGCUGGCAGGCAAAGAGGCCAAGCAGGUGCAAUGGACCAACGUGUAUGAGGAUGCGCUGGGGCUAGGAUUGGUAGUGACAGGGACCCUCCCCGUUUUCAACCUGACACAGGAUGGCCCUGGGGAAAAGAAGAACCAGCUGAUCCUCGGCGUGAUGGGCAUCGAUGUGGCUCUAAGUGACAUCAAGAGGCUGACUCCCAACUAUACACUUGGAGCCAAUGGCUACGUGUUUGCCAUUGACCUGAACGGCUAUGUGCUGCUACACCCCAACCUCAAGCCCCAGACCACUAACUUCCGGGAGCCUGUGACCCUGGACUUCCUGGAUGCAGAGCUGGAGGAUGAGAACAAGGAGGAGAUCCGUAGAAGCAUGAUUGAUGGCAACAAAGGCCACAAGCAGAUCAGAACGCUGGUCAAGUCCCUGGAUGAGAGGUACAUAGACGAGGUGAUGCGGAACUACACCUGGGUUCCCAUAAGGAGCACCAACUACAGCCUAGGGCUGGUGCUCCCGCCAUACAGCACCUUCUACCUCCAAGCCAACCUCAGUGAUCAGAUCCUGCAGGUCAAGUAUUUUGAAUUCCUGCUCCCCAGCAGCUUUGAGUCUGAAGGACAUGUUUUCAUUGCUCCCAGAGAGUAUUGCAAGGACCUGAACGCCUCUGACAACAACACCGAGUUCCUGAAAAACUUCAUUGAGCUCAUGGAGAAGGUGACUCCAGACUCCAAGCAGUGCAACAACUUCCUUCUGCACAACCUGAUCUUGGACACGGGCAUCACACAACAGCUGGUGGAGCGUGUAUGGCGGGACCAGGACCUCAACACGUACAGCCUGCUGGCAGUGUUCGCUGCCACUGAUGGUGGCAUCACCCGUGUCUUCCCCAACAAGGCAGCUGAGGACUGGACAGAGAACCCCGAACCCUUCAAUUCCAGCUUCUACCGCCGCAGCCUGGAUAACCACGGCUAUGUCUUCAAGCCCCCACACCAGGAUACCCUGUUAAGGCCACUGGAGCUGGAGAACGACACUGUUGGUGUCCUGGUCAGCACAGCUGUGGAACUCAGCCUGGGAGGGCGCACACUGAGGCCAGCAGUGGUGGGCGUCAAGCUGGACCUGGAGGCCUGGGCUGAAAAGUUCAAGGUGCUAGCCAGCAAUCGCACUCACCAGGACCAACCUCAGAAGCAGUGCGGCCCCAGCAGCCACUGUGAGAUGGAUUGCGAAGUUAACAAUGAGGACCUGCUCUGUGUUCUCAUUGAUGAUGGGGGAUUCCUGGUGCUGUCGAACCAGAACCAUCAGUGGGACCAGGUGGGCAGGUUCUUCAGUGAAGUGGAUGCCAACCUGAUGCUGGCACUCUACAAUAAUUCCUUCUACGCCCGCAAGGAGUCCUUCGACUAUCAGGCAGCCUGUGCACCCCAGCCCCCAGGGAACCUGGGGGCUGCGCCGCGGGGCGUCUUUGUGCCCACCAUUGCAGACUUCCUUAACCUGGCCUGGUGGACCUCGGCUGCGGCCUGGUCCUUGUUCCAGCAGUUUCUCUAUGGCCUCAUCUACCACAGCUGGUUCCAGGCAGACCCGGCGGAGGCCGAGGGGAGCCCCGAGGCGCGUGAGAGCAGCUGCGUCAUGAAACAGACCCAGUACUACUUCGGCUCGGUGAACGCCUCCUACAACGCCAUCAUCGACUGCGGAAACUGCUCCAGGCUGUUCCACGCGCAGAGACUGACCCACACCAACCUUCUCUUCGUGGUGGCCGAGAAGCCGCUGUGCAGCCAGUGUGAAGCUGGCCGGCUGCUGCAAAAGGAGACACACUGUAUCCUGCCACCGCCCCCCCGCCGCCCGCGCCCCUCCCUCCCCAUGUGCCCCCUCCGUGCAUCCGCGGCCUCCUUGACUACCCACCCAUGCCCAGCGGACGGCCCGGAGCAGUGUGAGCUGGUGCAGAGACCGCGAUACCGGAGAGGCCCACACAUCUGCUUCGACUACAACGCGACGGAAGAUACCUCAGACUGUGGCCGCGGAGCCUCCUUCCCGCCGUCGCUGAGCGUCCUGGUCUCCCUGCAGCUGCUGCUCCUUCUGGGCCUGCAGCCCCAAGUUCAGGCCCACGCCUCAUGUCGCCUUUGAGCGCCCCCACCCUCGCGCCUCCCAGCCUUUACCCAGCCCUCCAGCUCCAUACUCCCGCCUUAGAGCCUUGCCACCUCCCCUCACUGAAGGACAUGAACCCUGAGAGUUUGCGCCAUGGGUUGGGGUCCCAAAGGAGGACGCCGCAGGUCUUUGGCCCCCAAGCCACAUGUCACCGCUGAACUGUCACAGUGUCCCCAGACCCUUCAUUCCCACUGGACUCACCCAUCCCGGAGAACUGGGACAGGGAAGCCACACUCACUGGUGCAAGACAGGCCUCCACUGCCCACCAGGCCUCGAGUCUCCCUCUGCGUUGGAGACCUAACCCCUGCCCCAGCUGGAUUCCUAUACCAUGGCCCGGCUGCCCCAGCCCAGCCCAGCCCAGCCCUGGUUUCCCUGGGAAUAAUGGAGGAAGGUGAGAUGGGCACUUUGAGACUUGCGCAUCCCAGCUCCCUGAGCAGGGUAUGCAAGGGAGAGGCUCUGAUUAAGCUUUAGCAGGAGAGGGGUCCUAAGGACCCCCCUGCCCCCGCAAGGGCUCCUGGCCCUCUGAGGCCUACAACCACCUCCCCUCCUUCAAGCCCUUCGGGUGCCAGGACAGACAUGGUGACAGCGUUUCAGACACAACCCCAUGCAUACCCGGUGCCCUGAGGGCAGAAACUGGACUCAUACUAGACAUACCCUGGAGUAUACACAUACAGAGACAUACACACACACACAAACACACACACACACACACACACACGACGGAGUGGGUGGGGCUCACAAAGCCUUAUACUGGGUGAGGGGUUGGUGGGAGGGUUGCCACCUCACACUCCAUCUCCUGCUCACCGCCUGCCUCUAAUCUGAGCUGUACCCCAGCUGAUCCUCCCAUCUCUAAAGCAGGAUGUCAAAUAGUGCCAAAUGCCAGGGCCAGGGCAGAGACCCCUCUGUCUUACCUCUGGCUGCCAGUGUCCCCCAAGUGCCCCUGACUCUGCCAGGUGCUCAUUGUAACCAUUUCUCACUAGUGUCAGGCCCCCACCGGGUCCAUAUGCCACUGCCUGCACCCCUCAGCAGAGGAACCCCUGCUAGACAUCGGCCUUUGCCUUAGCAGGGGUGACUUGGUCUCUCCUGGCUGGGCCAUCCCACCCUCAAUCCGGCCCUCACACACUCAGGCCUGCACCUACUCCCUGUUCCAUUUCCACUCACAUAUACACACUCCCUGCCCCCAGGAGGCCAAACUGCCCCUCCCCUACUGAACACACACUUGCACACACACACUGCACACACAGAGGCUGGGCCUGGGCACAUCUCUUCACACUUCAUUUUGGUCAUUUCCCCCAAGGCAUCCCAUCUUGGGGGUCAGUGGGGGACUGAGGGCAGGGGGAUGUGGCCAUGGGGCUCAGAUGGACUGGGAGGAGGGGGGAGGGUGAUGCAUUAAUUAAUGGCUCCGUUAAUUAAUGUCAUGUUGCUUGUCGCUUUCUCGGUGUGUGUAUGGUCCAUGCCUGCUGCUGGUGCCCAGCCUGGUUGCCAGCCGUGUCCUGUGGGGGUGUGUGUGUAAAUGUAGUGUAGUCAGGUGCUCAAUGGAGAAUAUAAAAAUAAAGAAACAAACAUAUACAGAAAAAAAUAUAUUUUAAGUUUAAAAAACAGAAAAACAGACAAAACAAUCCCCAUCAGCUAGCUAUCCAACCUCCAGCUGGGUCUGAUCCUCCUCAUAGCCCACCCAACCUGGCUGCCCCUUCACCUCGGGCUCAGGGGACCUGUGGGGGAUGGGGGACCAUUUCUUUUUUCUGCCCUUUUUUUUUUGUUCUAUUUUGUACAGACAAGUCAGAAAAACAACAGUGACAAAAAAGACAAGAAACUUUGUAAAAUAUUGUGUGUGUGAUUCCUUGUAAAAUAUUUUCAAAUGGUUUAUUACAGAAGAUCAGUUAUUAAAUAAUGUUCAUAUUUUCACUUCAAACAGUUCCCAUCCACUGUGUCUGCCCAAUGGUGGGGACUGGGUAGCAAUGAUGACAGGUGACCUUGACCUCAGAAUCCCACCUACUGCUCAGCUGGGUGUGACUGCCAGUUGGGCAUAGGGCAUAAUGCUUUUGGCAAAAAGAAAAAAAAAAGCCUCCCAAAGACUCAAGGACGGGACCCUGGAACGAGGAAGAGAGAUGAAAUACAGGUUUGAAUGGGGAGAGCUGUAGGAGGCCGGGGGCUAGCUUGCCCACAAGCACAGCCGUAGUCCCCUCUGGCCCAGGGGAGGCCCGAGCCGCUGUUGCUAAUGCUGGAGCCUGAAUUCCAGGCAGUAUUUGCAAAAUUCUCUUGUGCUGCACUAACCAGGACCAAUGCCCCUAUGUCAUUGUUCAUUUUAAACUUAACCCUCUUAACCCUAGUCGACAUGGCCUUCACAUUAUUUUCAAGAGAAGAGAGUUAUAACCACCAGGGCUGAGGUUUUCUUCUGACCCGCAACCCUCAUUCCCGUUCUAAAAUGCACUUAGUUGCAGGGGCGGGGGGAUUCGCUCACUCCUCGGUUACCCUGAGGCCUUGGGCCUUCCAACUGAGUCUUCGCCACAACCCUUUUUGUUGUUGAGUCAGCCCUGACUCAUGGCGAUCCCAUGUGUGUCAGAGUAGAACUGUGCGUUACAGAGUUUCCAGUGCUGAUUUUUUGAAAGCAGAUGGCCAGGCUUUCUUCUGAACCACAACCUUAGGGGUGGGUAAUACCGUGUUCCCAUUCUGCAGAUAAGAGAACUGAGACUUAGAGGAGAAAUCCUUUCUUCCUGGGUGGGAAGGGUAAGAAAUCAGCAAAUGUUUCAGAGAGGAGGUGGCCAGUGGGAGGAGGGCCUUGGAUGCUAAAUAGAUGGAAGGCAUUUCAGCCCUCUGCAAAGGCAUGGGGCUUUCCUCACUCCUCUGCAGGCAACCCGGGAGACAGAUUCCAUGACCCCUAACAGCAGUCCUGGAGUAGGAUUGCCAGAUACAGAACAUCCAGUUGAAUUUGAUUUUCAGAGAAACAAGCAAUAAUUUUUUAGUAUAGGUGUAAUAUGAUAGGAGUAGAGGUCCCUAUCUAACUUCACGAGGGAGUAGGAUAACCAGUAUCAGCAUCAGGCCAAAGCUGACCUUAUGAGGUGGAAGUCAGACAUACUUCCAUCUUCCAAAUUUUGACCAAUUCUGACACCAGCUGUCCCUCCCAUGGCACUCUCUACUUCUCUCCUGGGCUUGAUAAUUUGUUGCAAUGGCCAGACAGAACUCACAGACCACACUCAUGAUUAUGGGGUUUAUUAGGGAAGUAACAGGUUACAGUUCAGGAUCAGGAUCAACUUGGAAGUAACAGGAACAACUCAGGAUACACUUACUUGAUCAGGACAGCUUCUUCUUGGUCAUGCAUACCCAAAGGGAGGCCUCUGCCACUGGGCCCUGCUCGGGCCUGGCCUCUGCCCUGCUUGGGCAAGUGUUACAGUUCUUUAGCUUGCCAGUAAGUGCCCAGAGGCACCCCAUUCUGCCAAGAAGCCUCCUGCCUGAAGGCACGCAGCUCUCUGGCUCUGUGGUUUGGUGAACCCACUGCAGCCAUCUGCCGGUUCUGUGCUGCUGCUGUCUCAUGCUACUG
Loxodonta africana (African savanna elephant) is the source of this 7559-nucleotide messenger RNA. RefSeq names its product calcium voltage-gated channel auxiliary subunit alpha2delta 2 (gene CACNA2D2). The coding region runs from base 713 to 4000 and encodes 1095 amino acids. Gene Ontology annotation, molecular function: voltage-gated calcium channel activity. Lineage: Eukaryota; Metazoa; Chordata; Mammalia; Proboscidea; Elephantidae. The record is from RefSeq and is a predicted model, not a curated record. The transcript is spliced from 35 exons. Gene Ontology annotation, cellular component: voltage-gated calcium channel complex.